AGUUUUUCCGCCCUGUCCGCGUCUCGGAGCCGGGGAUCUGCUUCCGUCCAUGGCCUUCAUCCCCAGGCUUUAUUCCCGUCGUUGAACGCGAGUAAAGCGACGAGCCUUGGUUUCCCGCGGAGAGCCGUCCGCCGCCGGACCGAACGAGACCAGACCGAGACCAGAACGAGACCAGAACGCGGCGGAACCACCUCAGACCAGCGCGAGCCGCCACCAUCUUCAUCAUCUUCAUCAUCUUCCGCGCGGAUGUGCUGGACCUCGGCUGAUGUGAUCCGAGGCUCGUCUGCAGCAGCAGGUUCUUUCUGCUCGUCCGUCUCGGGGUGAGCAGAGGAAGAGAGAGAGGGAGAGACACAGACGUCGGUCUAUCUUUCUCUCUCUCUCUCUCACCAUGACGUCCCCCCGUCCCCGCUGUCCUCCCCGUCGCCGUGUCCCCCCCUCCCCCUCGCUCCGUCGUCCCCCACGCUCUCGUCCCCCGCCCCGUCCUCUCUGCCGCUGCCGCCCGCUCUGCCGCCCACCGGGGAGGUCAUGGUUCUGGCUCUGGGCCGUAAGAAGCAGCGGCUCCUCAUCGCUCUCUCCAUUCUGCCCAACCUCUUCCUGGCGUUCCUGCUGUCCUCCGACCCGCUCCUGACCCUGGCCCCGGCCUUCUGCUGCCGGCCCUCGCCCGCUCCUCAGGCGGCCAACGGCUCGGCGAGGGUCGAGAAGGCGGACGGGGAUCAGGCCCAGUGCAAGCACGUGUUGGUCAACGGCUCGCAGUCGUGCGUGAAGGACUGCGACGCCGGAUACGACUACAACGUCACCGAAGGCCUGACCGACAACAUCGUCACAGAGUGGGAUCUGGUGUGUUCGCGGUACUGGCUGGUUCCAGUGGAGGAGGUGUGCUUCAUCCUGGGGACGCUGACCGGCUGCCUGGGCCUGGGCUACACCGCUGACCGGCUGGGCAGGCAGAAGUCUCUGCUGGUGUCUCUGAUGCUGGCCGUGGUGUUCGGGGUCCUCGUGUGUGUGUCUCCCUCGCCGCCCGUCUUCAUCACCAUGCGCUUCUGUCUGGCCGCGGCGAGCGCCGGAGUCUUCCUCACGCUGUACGUCACACGUGUGGAGCUGUGUGACCCGUCUCUGCGUCUGCUGGCGACCAUGAUGUCGGGUCUGACCGUGUUUGCGGGCGAGCUCCUGCUGCUGGCCGUGGCCCUCGGCAGCGGCUCCUGGAGGGGCCUCUUAGGAACCGGAGCGGCUCCUCUGUCCUUGUUCCUGUGCUACGGGAUCCCGGGAGUGUUCCCCGAGUCGCCGCGCUGGCUUCUGCUCUCCGAGAGAACGGGAGACAUGAGUUCCUUCAGUGACCGGAGCGAGCGGCAGAGAGAUGACGACAGCUUCUCGGAGCUGGACACGGAGUCGUCCUCGUCUCCUGGACGUCCUCAUCUGUCUUUCCCAGAGCUGCUGCACAGCAGAAACAUCUGGAAAAACCUGUGUGUGCUGGGAUUCACGUCGUUCAUCUCUCAUGGCAUCAGUCACUGCUAUAGCUCCUUCAGAGGUGACGUCAGAGGAUUCACGCCCAGCUUCUAUUGGACGUACCUGCUGUCUGUCUGUGCAGGGGGCGGGGCCUGGCUGUUGCUCUGGGCGACGGUGGACAGGUGUGGUCGUCGUGGAAUUCUUCUUCUAGCCAUGACCUUGACCGGACUGGCCUCCCUCAUCCUGCUGGGACUCAUGGACUAUCUGAGUGAGUCGGCCAUGACUGUGUUCUCUAUAAUGGGCCUGUUCUCGUCCCAAGCGGCUGCCUCCCUCUCCAUCCUGUUCACCGCUGAAGUCAUGCCCACCAUCAUCAGAGGAAGUGGCGUGGGAGCGGUCAUGGCUUUGGGUUGCGUGGGCCGUCUCAGUUCUCCUCUCAUGAAUCUGCGUAAUCACUACGGCUACUUUCUGCACCAUGUGGUCUACUCGUCUCUGGCCCUGCUGGCCGUCCUCUCCAUCCUGCUUCUCCCGGAGAGCAAACGCAAACCUCUUCCACAGACGCUGGCGGAUGGAGAACAGUACCGCCGGCCCCCUCUGGUCCGAAGACGUAGGGAUAACGUUCCUCUUCUGGCUACGCCCAACCCAGAGACCUAGCCGGCACUCUUCAAGCGCAAACACUGAGGGACUGACCUCAGAGUCCCUUUCUAAUAAUCCUGUAUUUGUAGUCAUUCCUAACACGUGUCGGUGGAGUACAUGGACUGAAGGGAACCGAAGCAUGUCCACUGAGUACACAAGUCAGUUCACAGUGGCAUAAACAAGGGCAUACAGUUUUAAUUAAACACUGUCUGAUCCAUGUAGCAUUCGGGGACUUAUUAGUAAUAUAUUCGACCGAUAUGAGAUAAGGGCUCAAAAUGACACGGUCAUUUUGAUAUAUAUGUAUCCCUUAAGAAAACAGGUUUAAGUUCUCACUCCACAUGGAAGAAGGAUGGAAUUGGUUCUCUUAGUACUUUAACCCAUUGCUGCUAAGAAUGGCGCGCCAAGAGGAUCGCUCCAGGACCGAUGGACAUUUUGGGGGCGAGAAGCGCUGAUGAUUAUUUAUGUGCACUCUGAUUGGACUGAGGCAUGAUACUAGAAACACUUAUUACUGUAUGUUACAUAUCAGUCUUUGUUAAAGGAAUAUUAGCGGGAUGCAGCUUGAGCUGUACAGGUUGACAGUUACUCCAGAUUUCCUGUUUUCUGUCUCGUGCACAAAUAGGUGCUAACUUUUGUUGCAAAUGGACUGGAGUCAAAAAAUUUACGAAACAUCAGUAUUUUUUCUGUAAAAAAAUUACAUCAUAUCAUUUAAUGCAUCAAAGAAAGUAAGUGCUUUACAGUGCACACUGAGGGGCAAUUUUUGUGGAGUAAUUUGACAGCUUAAGUUGCAAUAAACCUGUAAUAUUCCUUUAAUGAGGCCGAUUGAAAUCGCACUGCUCAUAGCGUCCCUUAUUUCUCUGUUACUUACCUUGAAGAUCGAGGCUGAGGAUUAUGAAAGCAGAGGGAAGGAACGGCACUUGAAUGUCGACACUGUCAGGAUUUAUUUUGUGUCUUAUGUCUUUCUCCCUUUUUUUGUCUUUGCCUAUUGCAUUUUCAGUCUGGUUGUUGAAAUAAGGAACACUGGAAACAAAUUAUGUAGCUUUCUCUUGUAAACGCCUCUUUGUGUUAGAUUCUUUAAAAUGCACUUAAAAGUUCUUAAUUGUUAGUAAUAAUUUUAAUUAUUAUUAUUAUUACUACUACUACUUGAAUAAUAAAGGAUAAUAGUAAUAAAUCUGAUGUUUGCGCAACACUUACUAAACAAUGCUGUAAUUAUUAAUAAAUCUUUAAUCAAGUCUAAUUACAAAUAAAAUCUGGUGAAAU
Molecule: messenger RNA, 3330 nt
Organism: Puntigrus tetrazona (Sumatra barb)
Lineage: Eukaryota; Metazoa; Chordata; Actinopteri; Cypriniformes; Cyprinidae
Gene: slc22a17
Product: solute carrier family 22 member 17
Exons: 10
Coding region: 526-2091 (521 amino acids)
Biological process (GO): transmembrane transport
Cellular component (GO): membrane
Molecular function (GO): transmembrane transporter activity
Source: RefSeq, a predicted model, not a curated record